UCGACCAUUCUUAGUUUCCAUGGAGCCGCCGGAAGCGCUAUCGGAUUAGCGCCUAGUUUGUUUGGUUAGCAGCUUGUUAUUGAUGUAAAACACGCAGUUUUAAUGAUGUCGUUGGACAAUCCUGAAACUCUGUUUUCAUUGGAGCUGUUAGUGGAUUAUAUCCGACUCGAGAAACUCUGCAAAGUCCCCGACAGAAUAGCUCUCGGUGUGCGGUUACUGGAUUUCCCAACGCUGCUAAUUUAUCAUCACCGAUCCAAGAGUGUUGGCUCUAACCAGCCUGCGCGAAAGCAGCCGGACGGACAGCGUGAGUUCGCCUUUAACAGAGGCAAGUGUUGUUUCUUCAAAAUGAACCUGGACUCUCUGCACGUCCAUCUGUCUGCCACCCCUCUGUACGCCAUGGUGCUGGAUGUAAGUGAGGAUAGCAGCCCCAGAUUGUUUGGCUCCUCUCUGAUAUCUCUGGCUGAAGCCAUGGACAGAAUCAAGCUGCUUUCCAGUCCCUCUGCUCACACAGGGAAGGGAGUCGUUGCUGUAUGCAACCUUUCCGGGAAGAAGAUCGGAGCAAUAUCCCUGAGUUAUAAGCUUGUGUGUCUGGGAGCAAGUUUACUGCCACACAUCACGGAGGGGAGGGGGUAUAAACGCACAAGUAUCCCAGGAGGUCAAGACCAAGAACAUUUCAAGGAGAACAUGAAAUCAGGGAGCAUGUGUUCUCCCACAGGGAACAAGUCAGAGUUUAGCAUCCAUAGUAAUGAUGCAGGAGAUUCAAAGAGCCUACUAGAUGAAUAUAAGGAAGGUGAUUGUGCUGAAGGUCAAACUAACACUAUUGAGGAGGAUUUAGCUCUAUUCUGCCCCCCUCAUCUUUACUAUUGUAAUACCGCCCAAGCAAAAAUUGGGAACGAAAAUCAAGAUUACAGAUUACUCAGUCUAUGUACUGAAGCUUUUACGUUUGAAGAUUCCAUCUGUGAGGAUGAGGAGCAUGGAAAGAAAGUUGAAGGUUCGGUUUCCAAAGCGGUACACCAGAAAAUGUCUCGUGCUACAAAAACACCAAGCCACCAAGAAACAAGUGACAACACAAAUAUCCUCAGGGAAGCCUUACAGCAGCUCCCACUUUUAAAUGCUCUUGUUGCUGAACUGUCGCAGUUGACCGUUUAUUCCAGUCCAGAUCAAAUUACCAGGCCAGUUACAGAUGAUUACAGAAACUCACCACAAACUCAGUCCCUGUACAAAACUACAACUCUCUCUGAGAUUAAUUUAAACCCUUUACCUCCUCCCAGAAACUGUUCUACACCCAUAGUUUACCCUGUGAAGAGGAAAGACAACCAAAAAGAACCCUUAAAAUCCAGGAAAACUCAAAGAAAGAAGCUCAUGUAUGGAACAACUAAAACAUUCAAUUUAAGGCUAAAGCAAAUUUCUCCUCUCAAAGUGAACAAUCGUGAAUGCAUUGAGUUAAGGAAGAGUGGAACACAGUCAAUGACGGCUAAAGAAAAGGAAAAGUCAAACUCUAAAACUAUAAAGUCCAAUAAAGGAGGACGUUUAUAUCGGCGCUCUAACUUAGAUGAAAAUAUUGAGAUAGUGAUGCAGAGUCUCACUGGUAACUCUGCACUAGGAGAAACAGUCACUCUGAAAGCAAAAACUCAGCAGGGUGCCCAAGACGGCAGUGCACAAGGAGAUUCAGAAGAUUUUCAUGCACUGAAAGAGCUGAAAUGCAUUCCCAGCCCCAGUCCCAGUGUGUACAGUGACAGCACUCCUCUGAGCAAAGACAAGAACGAGUAUCACACCGAGCUGGAUCAGUCAGAUUUUCAGUCUGACUGGGACAAAUUCAUAGUUUCAGUCCCUGAUCUCACAGAGAGGCAAAGCAGCAGGAGCAACAGUCUAGACUCUUUGUUUUCAGAGUGCAGUAAUAAUAAAAAUGAUGCAAACUAUGCAGACGACUUUGACAGUCUUGAAUCCAGUAAUGAAUCCUCAAUAGCCAACACUCCAAAGUCUCUUGUCAGUUCUGAUUCCUGCAAUUCUAAUCCAAGAUCUGAAGGUUUCCAGAAAAGACCCAAUCACUACCCGGUACCAGUCAAAGCCCUCAAAUCCCCUCACCAAGUUCUGAUGGGCACACACAUCAUCCAACCUCGCACCCGCUCCUCGGCUCUCAGUUUUUCCUCAGACGGCGACGUGGAGAAGCCAUCUUCCUCACAAACUGUCUGCUCCAAAAACCAAGCGAAUGCAAGUGACAAAAUGGAGCAAAGCUUUUGUGCUGAAAGUGUUUUAGUAUCAAGAUGUGAAAAAAAAAAAUCACCCAGGAACCGUAACCAAUUUGGAGGAUUUUCAGCACAAUCCACUUCUUCUUUUGAAGCUCAGGAAGUGGAGGAACUGGAGGAUGAGGUUGGAUCACUGGAUUUCAGAAAAGACUAUCAACACAUCUCUGAACUUGUAGCCAGCAAACUCCCAGGGUACACAAUGUAAAAAAGCAUGUAGACACCGACAUGGUGACCAAAAACAUUCUGUUUCCCCUUAAAGAGGAAAAUACGUUGUAUUAUGCUUCACACAUUUUGAAUAAAGAUCAGCUUUGUGACCAUU
This is a messenger RNA of Gambusia affinis (western mosquitofish), 2565 nucleotides long. It is a transcript of the gene map10, whose product is annotated as microtubule associated protein 10. The transcript has a single exon. Gene Ontology annotation, molecular function: microtubule binding. The record is from RefSeq and is a predicted model, not a curated record. Bases 103 to 2451 code for a protein of 782 amino acids. Gene Ontology annotation, biological process: cytoplasmic microtubule organization; mitotic spindle midzone assembly; positive regulation of cytokinesis. Gene Ontology annotation, cellular component: cytoplasmic microtubule; midbody; mitotic spindle midzone. NCBI's taxonomy places the organism in Eukaryota, Metazoa, Chordata, Actinopteri, Cyprinodontiformes, Poeciliidae.